UCCUGCAGCCCGCUGACACCCGUUAGAAAGACCUCCGCGAGAGGGAAAGGAGCGCACGACGCACCGCCAAACGCAGAGCGCAGGAAUUCUUCAUUUCUCUCCGCAGGUGCACAUCAGGCUGAGGGUCCAAUAAGUGCUGCUGUUUGGGAUUUUAAAAGGUUUCUGCUCAACAUAACAGCGAACAGAAGACGGUGGCAAGAGGAGGACGAGAGAGGUGAGGGGGGAGCCAUGCUGUCUCUGAGCUGUACGGACCCCUGGCCCGAAGGCUCGGUGGGGCUGGAGGAGGAGGUGGUGACGGCCGCUGCCCAGGCUGAGCAGCGGGACGCCGGCAGCAUCAGCAGCUCAAUCAGCCUGGAUGACAGCCUCACCAGCCUGCAGUGGCUGCAGGAUUUCUCCAUCCUUGGUGCCAACGUGCCGCACCACGCGCACCAGCAGCCGCACCUGUUCGGCCACCAGCAGCUGGGAUCCGACGCCCCGGCCUCCCCACUGGCCGGAGACCCCGCAUCCAUCGGGAUGCCUCUGACCCCCGGGAAGCCCACAGCGGCGGCGUACAGCAGGAUGCAGUCCCUCCCCGGCAUCGUGGCGCACGGGCACUGCCCGGACGAAGUGGACUAUAAGACCAACGCGCACAUUAAGCCGCCGUACUCGUACGCCACGCUCAUUUGCAUGGCCAUGCAGGCCAGCAAGAAGAGCAAAAUCACUCUGUCCUGCAUCUACAAGUGGAUCACCGACAACUUCUGCUACUACCGCCACGCAGACCCCACCUGGCAGAAUUCCAUCCGACACAACUUGUCCCUCAACAAGUGCUUCAUCAAGGUGCCUCGGCAGAAGGAUGAGCCGGGGAAGGGAGGUUUCUGGAAGAUUGACCCACAGUAUGCUGAGCGUCUCCUGAGUGGAGCCUACAAGAAGAGACGAAUGCCACCAGUCCAGAUCAACCCAGCCCUGCAGAAUAGACUCAGAGUCAACCUCCAGCCCCAGUCCAGAAGGCCCUGCAGCCCCGCGGGGAGUCCGGUCUGCCUGCGCAUCAACCCGGAGUCCCAGCUGCUCCUCCAGGAGCUUGAAGAGAUGACUGGAGCAGACCCCAACCUAGCUGAAGGAACCAUGCUGGGGUCCUGGCCAGUGGUCAGGGGAAGAGGUGGGCACAAAAGGAAAAAGUCGCUGGGCUCCAAAAAAGCCCCCCGGCGCUCCAGCUCCCCUCUCCUCUGUGUGGAUGAACAGAAGGAAGUCGGACCUCUGAAGGGAGACUUUGACUGGGACGCCCUGCUGGAUUCAGCCCUCAGUGGGGAGCUCAGUCUGGAGGGAGGGGAACCUCUGAGCCCCAUCAUGAAGGAGGAGGACCUGACAGUGAGGGGGACCCACAUCUCACCUGUUGACGCCCCUGCAGGGACGGCAGAGCAACGAAGUAACGUGUCUGACUUUGAUGAGGAGACCUUCCUCGCCACGGCUUUCCUGGAGACGCCCUGGCCAGAGGAGGAGGAGCAAGGCAGCGGGGACUUCCUCUGUAGCUCCACCGUCAACCUGGACCAGUUGUUUGACCUUGGAGGCUCAUUGAACGGGGAUGCCAGCAGCCGGAUUGACGCCCUGCUUUGAGGAAUAAUUCCAAGUCUGAAAACCCUCCUUGGUACAGGGAAAUAAGACGAUUUUUGUUUUUUUACACUCAUGCAACUUAUUGUCCUUUCCAAGAUGUUUAUUGUGUUUUGAAAACUACAUUUUGAUGGUGAUACUUGUUGGAAAUACUUCCUCAACACCUACUGAACAAUGAUGCCACAAACACAAACAAGUGACUUAACUGUGGAGAAAACUUGUGAAAUCACUUUAGAUGAAAUCAUUUGAGACGUAUGAAAGUUUCUAAGAUGAAGGCCUGGACUCAUCAGACAGCAGCACAGUGAAGAGCUGAGUGUUUGGACCAAAUCAGCAGGUUUAAAUUCUCAGUUUGAAGAUUUGAAAAAAGAAGUUAAAUGGAAAGAGUGAAAAUGGAAAAUUUUUCUACUGAUGAGCCCAAAUGUUUGGGGUCAGGAGAGAUGGAAACUCUGUAAAUCAUCUUACCUGACAUAUAUUAAAAUGAUGUGUCUCACCAGCUGUUUCCAGUCUGAGCCAAAUGACCAACAUCUUCCCAGAUAGGAUAAAAUAUUCCAGAUAUUCCCAGAGAUGAAAGUAAUUCCCUGCAUUUUCCUCCAGCGGAUGUCCACCACAGUUGUUUAGGUUUAUUUCCUGUUAGGACUGACCACUGAAAACGCAGGCUAUACAUCCCCCAUCAAACCGAUUAUUGGAAACAUGGUUAAUAUCUCUAACUUUCAUCUAUUCCAUCAUUUCUUUGGGCCUAUAGGACAUAUUUUUUUCAUACCUCCUAUAGAGAAACAGACUUUUUCAGUUCAGUUCAAUUCAGCUCAUCUUUAUUUGUACAUUGCCACUUCACAAUAAACUCAUCUCAAGGCACUUUUACAGAUGCAGUUCAAUUCAAUCCAGUUCAUUGUCCAGCAGUAGUCCAGUUAAAAUAAAUCCAUAUAUGAUCCACAUUAAUCCCAAUAAAUGUG
Melanotaenia boesemani (Boeseman's rainbowfish) is the source of this 2534-nucleotide messenger RNA. RefSeq names its product forkhead box J1a (gene foxj1a). NCBI's taxonomy places the organism in Eukaryota, Metazoa, Chordata, Actinopteri, Atheriniformes, Melanotaeniidae. The transcript has 4 exons. The record is from RefSeq and is a predicted model, not a curated record. The coding region runs from base 229 to 1590 and encodes 453 amino acids. Gene Ontology annotation, biological process: regulation of DNA-templated transcription. Gene Ontology annotation, molecular function: sequence-specific DNA binding; DNA-binding transcription factor activity.